AAGAUGGAUGAUGAAGAGGAAACUUACCGACUGUGGAAGAUUCGUAAAACAAUAAUGCAGCUCUGCCACGAUCGAGGCUAUCUGGUAACACAAGAUGAGUUGGAUCAGACCCUGGACGAGUUCAAGAGUCAGUUCGGAGACAAACCCAGCGAGGGUCGUCCCAGACGGACGGACCUUACAGUCUUGGUCGCUCACAACGAUGAUCCCACUGAUCAAAUGUUUGUUUUCUUUCCUGAGGAACCCAAGGUCGGGAUCAAGACAAUUAAGAUGUACUGUCAAAGGAUGCAGGAGGAGAACAUUACUCGAGCUAUCAUUGUGGUUCAGAUGGGCAUGACGCCUUCAGCAAAACAGUCUCUUGUGGACAUGGCGCCAAAGUACAUUCUGGAACAGUUUCUGCAGCAGGAACUGCUAAUAAACAUUACAGAGCACGAGCUCGUCCCAGAACACAUCGUCAUGACGAAAGAAGAAGUGACAGAACUUCUCGCCAGAUAUAAAUUGAAGGAAAGCCAGCUGCCCAGGAUUCAGGCCGGGGACCCUGUAGCUCGCUACUUUGGCCUUAAGAGAGGACAGGUCGUGAAGAUCAUCAGACCCAGUGAGACAGCUGGAAGAUACAUCACAUACCGACUGGUUCAGUGACAGACGACCCUCUUGGAUCAACAUGUCACACCAGUGGGGACAAAACAGUUCAUCACACACCUGUGAAUCUUCUUUUUUUGAUGACCAAUUUUGUAAAUUAAACAAGUGUUUUUGUUGAAAAAUGCAAAAGAAAUAAAACAUUUUACAGAAA
Oryzias melastigma (Indian medaka) is the source of this 787-nucleotide messenger RNA. It is a transcript of the gene polr2eb, whose product is annotated as RNA polymerase II, I and III subunit E, b. The record is from RefSeq and is a predicted model, not a curated record. Gene Ontology annotation, biological process: DNA-templated transcription. Gene Ontology annotation, cellular component: RNA polymerase I complex; RNA polymerase II, core complex; RNA polymerase III complex. Gene Ontology annotation, molecular function: DNA-directed RNA polymerase activity; DNA binding. Lineage: Eukaryota; Metazoa; Chordata; Actinopteri; Beloniformes; Adrianichthyidae.